This is a messenger RNA of Mycena citricolor, 731 nucleotides long. The record is from the annotation of a GenBank genome assembly. NCBI's taxonomy places the organism in Eukaryota, Fungi, Basidiomycota, Agaricomycetes, Agaricales, Mycenaceae.
GGACCUCUAGAUGGUGUGCUACGUGUUGGUCUCAUUGAAGCGGACAGAUCCCAGGUCCGUUCAGUGCUCAAGUCCCUGAUUGCGCAUGUCCUGAGUACAUCGAGUGCGAUGUCUACUUCGGGAAGACCCAUAUCCGGCAUACCGUAUGAUCCGAUCAUGGAUCCGCUCGUACCUCCACCACCCACCGGGGACCCCUUUGCUCCACUGCCACAGAAGAGCCGCAACGUGCAUACUUGCCGCAAUGUCGGUACCGCCUUUAAUGAAUCUCCAUCCGGUGGCCGCAUGAGCCUCGAGAGUCUCCGAGACCACAGCGCAAACUCUCAUCAUCGGUCGCUGGAGACACCCCUCGAAGCGCGACCAGCUGACUCGCGUCUUGCUCUUAUCGCCGCGCCUGGCCGACAACAAGCAUUCUCCGCACACUGUAACGGGGCCCUCCAUCCGAUACCGACGCUCGUCUCUGGCCAGGCCUUCCGUCGGAAGAGCGACUGUGGGCGUGGUCUGGCGCAUCGAUUGGCAUGCAGGAUCGCGCGGCAUCACAUGGGCGAUGCUGUUGCUGCUGGGAGGGCAGGGAUUCGACCACGGCCAACGUGGCUUCUGUUGCGCGCCACCGUUGCUCGACACAUAAAUUAUUGAAAAAGCAUGGGCUCGAAGAGCUUGGUUGUCAGUGCCGAGCAGCCUGUAUCAUUCUGCGAGUGGCUCAAUGACAAUCGACGAGGGACACUGGAACUGCA